Messenger RNA from Larimichthys crocea (large yellow croaker), 1657 nucleotides. Its product is annotated as TGF-beta receptor type-2. The coding region runs from base 188 to 1642 and encodes 484 amino acids. The record is from RefSeq and is a predicted model, not a curated record. Gene Ontology annotation, cellular component: signaling receptor complex; plasma membrane. Lineage: Eukaryota; Metazoa; Chordata; Actinopteri; Sciaenidae. Gene Ontology annotation, biological process: cellular response to growth factor stimulus; cell surface receptor protein serine/threonine kinase signaling pathway; protein phosphorylation. The transcript is spliced from 8 exons. Gene Ontology annotation, molecular function: ATP binding; transforming growth factor beta receptor activity, type II; metal ion binding.
UGUGUGUGUGUGUGUGAGUGUGUGAGUGUGUGAGUGUGUAUGGAUGAUUCAGUAGUAGUGACUCUCCAGCUGCUGAGCGGAGUGGAGCGCACAGAACAGCGGACACACCGAGCUCUGUCCUCCGCUGGACUCUCGCUUACUAGACCGUGAAUGUGAAUGAGAAUCUCUGGACGGAGGUCUCAGAAUCAUGGAGGCACAGCGCUGUUCUUUAUCUUUACGAGGAGCUUUAACUUUCUUUCUCUUGACGGUGCUGCUGGAGCCCGGGACUGCCGGUAUGCCCUCUUUUUACCCAAUCAGUCAGCUUUGUAAGUUCUGUGAUCUGGAGCUUUCCUCCUGUAGUGGGACAGGAACCUGCAUGACCAACUGCUCCAUCACAUCCAUCUGUUUUGAAAGCAGCGAGGUCUGUGUCUCUAUCUGGAGGAAGAAUGAAACAGACUUCUCCAUCGAAACUCUCUGCCACGACCCAACCAAGCCGCUGUAUGGUGUCAUGCUGGAUGACUACAACAGCACCACCUGUGUGAUGAAGGAGAAGAACACAACGACUGGGAUGGCUCACUUGUGUUCCUGUUCUGAAGAGGAGUGCAACGACAAACUCACAUUCUCCCCCAUGGUGGACCCUCCACCGGACAAUCCAUUGGUGUCUGUGAUUCUGGUGAGCCUGCUGCCUUUGCUGGUGAUGGGGACUGUGGUGGCAGGAAUGUUCUACUGGUACCGAACCUAUCGGCAACGCAUGCUCAGCCAAGAGUGGGAAAGCAACAUUAAAAAGCGAAAGCCAAAACCCGGGCUUGACUGCAGUGACGCCUGUGCUAUCAUGCUGGAUGACGAUCGAUCGGACAGCAGCUCGACACAUGCCAACAGCCUCAACCACAACACUGAGCCGCUGCCCAUAGAACUGGACCUGCUGGUGGGAAAGGGUCGCUUCGCCCAAGUAUACAAGGCGAAGCUGAAGCAGACCACCUCAGAUCAGUUUGAAACAGUGGCUGUGAAGAUCUUCCCCUAUGAAGAGUAUGCUUCCUGGAAGAACGAGAAGGACAUCUUCUCCAAUACAGACCUCAGACACGAGAACAUCCUCCACUUCCUGACAGCUGAGGAGAGGAAGGUGGAGAAACAGUACUGGCUCAUCACUGCUUUCCACUCACGAGGAAACCUACAGGAGCACCUGACGCGUAAUGUGAUCAGUUGGGAGGAGCUGCAGGUGCUGGGAAGCUCUCUGGCCCGGGGUGUUGCUCACCUCCAUAGCGAUCGCCUCCCCUGUGGACGCCCUAAGGUGGCCAUAGUCCACCGAGACCUGAAAAGCUCCAACAUCCUGGUGAAGAAUGACCUGACGUGCUGCCUGUGUGACUUUGGACUGGGUCUCCGUCUGGACAGCAGCCUGUCUGUGGAUGAUCUUGCCAACAGUGGACAGGUGGGCACAGCACGUUACAUGGCUCCAGAGGUGCUGGAGGCCCGACUGAAUCUGGAGAACAUCGAGUCCUUCAAACAGACAGACAUUUACUCCAUGGCCCUUGUGCUUUGGGAGAUGACAUCGAGGUGUGAAGCAAUUGGAGGUCAGUGUACGCACACACACACGCCACAAACAUACGUAUUGAAUAAUUGCCUGUUUGGGGCUGUGGGAAGUUUGAAGAGAUCGUGUAAAGCAUAAGCACACACAGGACUA